Alligator mississippiensis (American alligator) is the source of this 5892-nucleotide messenger RNA. RefSeq names its product sperm microtubule inner protein 10 (gene SPMIP10). The transcript is spliced from 3 exons. Lineage: Eukaryota; Metazoa; Chordata; Crocodylia; Alligatoridae. The coding region runs from base 100 to 498 and encodes 132 amino acids. The record is from RefSeq and is a predicted model, not a curated record.
CACCGGCGCCUCGCUCUCCCCCUCCCCCGCCCGCUUCUCUUCGGUUUCUCAAGGGGCGAUGCGCGUCUGAGGAAGCUCCUUAGGAGCCCCACGCCCACGAUGGUAGGGGCCCGGUGUCUCCUCUCCGAGUACCCAUGUCUGCACCCCCCGCGGCCCGGCUGGGCGCUGGGCUGGCAGCGAAGGCUCACUCACUGCCAUCUGCCAGAGUUAUCACGCAAACAUGGGAUGAUUCCAGAUCAGUAUGUGAUGCCCUGGAAAGAAGACAUGAAGAACAGGCACUUUGCUUUAAAGCAUGCAAAGCUUGCUGGGAUAUAUUCUGGAGCAGUGGAAGAUAGUCUGUUUUUGGAGCAUAGGGAACGACAUUGCCAUGGAGAAGACCGUAAACUCCUCCGGAAGAAAAUUUCUUAUGAAAUGGUGAUUCAGGAUGUUCCUUUGCAUUGUCCGCUCUCCAGAUACCAGAAGUCUGCAAUUGCUCAUGCAUGCCGGAGGAAACUCUGAUCUGUCUUUUUUCAUUUGUUUCAGUCAGGUUGGAACUGUGUAGGCCAUGAGGUUUAAAUCUGCUGCAAAAAAACCCCCAACAUGCUGUCAGUGCAAUUUUUUUCUUCAAAGUAGAAUUAACAUUUUAAAAUAGAUUAGAUAUUCUCUUUGAAAUGUCAAGUUGUACCAGCCUGGAAUUUGACCUGCUUAGGCCCAUAGAAAAUUUUGACUUCAGCGUAUAUUUUAUCAAAAGCAUGUAGACCAGUGCUUCCCAAACUUUUCCUCAGCAUGACCCCAUUUAUGACCCCAUUUCCUCAGCAUGGCCCCUCACUUCCAACCCACAGCCCCCACCCCCAGCAUCACCCAAGCCCUGGCUGCCACCCGUGGGAGGCAGCAGCUACUGUGGCCAGAGCAGAGCAUGGAGCCUGGCUCCACCCACCCGUGGGUGGCAUGGCUGCUCACUGCAGACUUCAGGCUCCUUGCCCUUCUGCCCUCCCCCUGGGGCUCCACAGCCUAGCAUACGGAGCUGGUUUGGCCCUGCUACAGCCCUGUGCCAUGUUGUAGGUGCAGAAAUCUCGGGGGCACAUGCCAUGUCACCUUGACCCUUCUGCCCCCCUCCACCCAUCGCAUUGCUUGUGCUCUCCCUGCUCCUCCAAUGUGUCACCUGUGCCCUCUCCCCCCGCCCCUAUAGAUUUACCUGGAGGGAGCUGUGGGAGCUGCUCUCCACCUCCGCUUGGCUGACAUGGGCAUGUGCCCCUGCCUCCAAUCACCCUCCCCUGCUCUCCCCCAGCCCCAAGCAGCCCCUUGCAGGCUGGAACUCUGCCAGCCUGCAAAGGGAAACCCACAUUUUCCUGCAUUUUUUUUUCCUUUAAAGGAGAAAAUCCACAUUUUCUCUGUUAAAGGAGGCAAUCCACAUUUUUUCCACAAUGAAUAAAUAACCUGGAUCCCUGUUUAUAACGACCCUAUCAGCUGAUAUUGCGACCUCAUUUGGGUUCAUGACCCAUAGUUCGGGAACUGCUGAUGUAGACAUUUAGAUACUUACCUUCAGUUUAAGUAAACCAUCCUACCAUAUGCAGUUUUCCUUUGCCAACUUCAAGAUUUUGGGUAUUAACCCCAGCCCUUAUUCUCCAUGGUCUUCUUGGAGAGAAUCUACUAUGUUGCCAAUGUCAUUUGAGGCUGAAUAACUAACCUGCUCUCCUCUCAUUGUUCUUCAGGGGUCACUGGCUGACCCACUGCCUCCUUCCCCUUGUUUAGGUGAUAGGUAAGGUAGCUUCUAAAAGGAAGGUAACAAACCUUCCAUAGACUAGCAAAUGUGGCAGAAGACCAGCUUGGCUUAGCAAUGAACUCGUCAGUAAACUAAAUCCCCAAAAGGAAGCUUAUAAGAAGUGGAAGCUUGGACAAAUAACUAGGGAAGAAUAUAAGAGCAUUGUUCAGGCAUGCAAUGAUGAAGUCAGGAAGGCCAAAACACAAGUAGAGGCCAUGAGGUUUAAAUAGCAAGGGAUGUAAAGGGUAACAGGAAGGCUUUCUACAAGUAUGUUGAUAGCAAGGAGAGGAUCAGAAAAAGUGUGGGACCCUUGCUGUAUGGGGGAGGCAAACUUGUGACAGAGGACGCAGAAAAGGCUAAAGUGCUCAAUGCCUAUUUCUCCUCAGUCUUCACAGGCAAGGUCAGCUCCCAAACUACUGUACCUGGCAGCAUAAUUUGGGAGAAGGUGACCAGCCAGCAGUGACAAAAGAACAGGUAUGGGACUAUUUAGAAAAGCUGGACAUAUACAAGUUUGUGGGACUCAGUGAGAUGCACCUGAGGGUGCUGAGAGAGUUGGCUGAUGUGUUUGCAGAGCCACUAGCCAUCAUCUUUGAAAACUCAUGGUAAUCAGGAGAGGCCCCAGAUGAUUGGAAAAGGGCAAACAUAGUGCCCAUAUUUAAAACAGGGGAAAAGGAGGAUCCAAGGAACUACAGACCACUCACCCUCACCUCAGUCCCUGGAAAAAUAAUGGAGCAGAUCCUCAAGGAAUCCAUUUCUAAGCACUUGGAGGGGGAAAAGGUUAUUAGGAACAGUUGGCACCAGGGGCAAGUUGUGCCCGAGUAAUCCGAUUGCCUUCUAUGAUGAGGUGAUUGGCUCUGUGGAUGCGGGGAGACUGGUGGACGUGGUAUACCUUGAUUUUAGCAAGCCUUUUGAUACAAUAUUCACGCAGGCAAGAUAAGGAAGUAUGGGCUGUAUGAAUAGACUGUAAGGUGGAUAGAAAAUUGCCUGGAGCAUCGGGCUCAGAGACUAGUAAUCAAUGGCUCGAUGUCUAGUUGGCAGCCAGUAUCAAGUGGAAUGCCCCAGGGGUCAAUCCUGGAGCCGGUUUUGUUCAAUAUCUUCAUUAACGACCUGGAAGACGGCAUACAGUGCAGCCUCAGCAAGUUUGCAGAUAACACCAGCUGUGGGGAGUAGAUAUGCUGGAGGAUACGGCUAGGAUUCAAAGUGACCUAGACAAAUUGGAGGAUUGGGCCAAAAGGAAUCUUAUGAGAUUCAACCAGGACAAGUGCAAAGUCCUGCACUUAGGACAGAACAAUCCCAUGCACCAGUACAGGCUGGGGGCUAACUGGUUGGACAGUAGCUCUGCAGAAAUGGACCUGGGGUUUACAGUGGAUAAUAAGCUGAAUAUGAGCCAGAAGUGUGCCCUAGUUGCCAAGAAGGCUAAUAGCAUACUGGGCUGCAUUGGUAGAAAAAAUUAAUCAUGGUUUACAUUUGAAAGCUGCUCAGCAUUUAUUAAAGUUCUGGGAUAUAUAGAAAGAGCUUUUCCAUAACAAAUAUAUUUUACAACCACUUAAAGCAAGACAAUUAGGUUCUUACUUGGUAUUUUAUAUGAUAAUACCUUUUAUUUUUUUAAUAAAUACAUCAAAACUUAACUUUAAAAUGUAUUCUCUUUACAGAGCACUCUCUUCCAAAUAGUUAUUAUUCUGUGUUCUGGGCUGAAGAGGGUUCAUUCCCAACUAGUAGAUGAAAAGCAAAGGAGCUGUCUUCAAAGUAAUAAGCCCUUACGAGUCAUAAGUAAAAUUGCCAUGGAAACAAAUGAGCAAAAGGGCCUAAAGAAUAUUUUUAUUCAUAAUUAAUGUGUUCUCAGUAUUGAGUCAAGAAAUAUUAAUCACAACAAUAGUGCUUUUCCCUAAGUGGUCCCAAAUCUAAAAUAUUUGCAUUUAUAUUUCUUUAGAAGAAAAAUGUAACAUUAUAAUUUUACUGCUUAUGACUGUUCCCUUCAGAGCAAGGGUAGUUGUGGAUAAAUCUCCAGCUGACAUAAAUCUCCUUCACCGAUAGAGAAAUAAAAAUAUGAAGCCAGAAAGAAUGGAGGAGUUAAUAACCCUAUUACUGCAACAUACAGAGGCAUUUAAAAAGGCUUGCAGCUACAUAGGGGGAGAUUUUCCAUGAAGUAUAUACUGUGCUGGGCUGCAUAAAUGAUUCUACACUGCUGCCUGGCAAUCCUUGGCAUAGAGGGUCACACCAGAGAGGACGGGGCCAGGCAUGUUGAUAAUACUGUGGGCAUUCUUAGCAGCAGUGCUGCUCUUAGCCAGCCCGGGAUGGGCUGCUAUAACUUAGAUCAUCCCCACAGCCUGCCAGAGUUAUGUCAAAUGUGACUUCAAUAGCAUGUCAGCCGCCAAAGCCACCAGAUUCAGAAAGAUGUAUAGUAUUUCUGUCUUUCACAUAAGUGACCUGGGUUCAGUUCCCCAAUGGGGCCAAAUGCAACUCACAGUCACUCAGUAUUGCACUGCCUUGUUCUCAUGGUAAUUGCAUCAUAUAUUGAGGUUAAUGACCAACUACAGCAUUGGCAUGAUGAGCUUGUCUUCGAGUUUAGGCAGUAUUUACUGUCUCGUGCUGCAAGAGCAGGAAGUCUUGGUUUCCAACAAUAGACCCAGCAUUACAGCUGAGAGAGAGCUGAAAGCUACCAUUAUCCUCCUUCCCUCAGGCUACUUGUUCUAUGCUAGGCCUCAAGAAUCUCACCCCAGAAACUCAUCCUAUAGGACUUCAUCACAGCAUCAUUUUGUUACAUUGCGGUGUCCAUUAAAAGUCUCUCUUUUCAGUGUUUGUAACCAGAAACAAUCCAUGCCUACUCCUGGCUCCAAAAGCUAGUUCUUGGCAUGGAAAUAUUGAUAAAAUUCUCUAUAGCUAUUGCUGAAAUAUACAAGCAUGGAGGGGAAAAAAGCAUCUGCAUUGACCAGUUCUAUUUUUUCAGAUGCUCAAGAGUGGCUUCUUGCAGCUUAAAAUCUUGACAUAUUUUUUAAUACAUCAAAACUCCAGAUAGUGAAAUAUGAGGAUAUUUCAUAGUGUGUGAGAACAGGCAACUACUUUCAGCAAAGUAUGGCAGAGCUGCUCACCCCAACUAAAUCAGUGCUGCAUAAUAUGCUCACAUAUACUUUAAACUGGUUAAGACACAACAGCCCAGUAUCUGAUGGUUCCAAACUACAGCUACUUUGGAAAAGGAGCCCAGUGAGACUGGGACUGGGACUCAGCAGACUGGAGAGAAAGAAUCUGUCUUCUUGUUGGAGAGGGAGCUUGUGGGAGAGGAACUAGACAGGGAUUAGGAGUCAGAGUGAUGCUGGAUGGGAGGUUGGGACUAUUUGAACAAGAAGAAUGAGACAACCCAUUAGAGAGUUUGAAACUGGGAGAAACCAGGGAGAGACAUGGAACCAACUGGAGAGACACAAAGAUUAGAUGAUAAGGGGGAAGAUGAUACUGGGACUUACUGGACAAGAAAACUGGAAACCAGACAGUUACGACAAGAAGCUAGGAUGCAUGGGGAGGACGGCAAUGUGGCAAGGAGCCUGCUAAAUGAAGGAUGACUAGAGGGGAGAGGCAGGUCAAAUGAGUAAGGAACUGGGACUGGUUGGGCAAGAAAACUGGGCAUUUCAUGGGAAAAAACAAUGAGUGGAGAGUUCAGAGUCCUGAUUGAGAGACAAGGGUUAGGUGGGCAAGGUAACUAUGACAGGGGAAAGAAGAGUGGAGGUAGAGAUGGGAACAGGUGAAGAGAAUGGUACUGGGAUGAGAAUUAGCAGAAGCAGACUGGACUAAUAAAAGGAUAAAAUGAAGGAGACAGAAACCUUCAGGCUCAGGGCCAGAAUUGCUGCAACUACCAGCCUCCACUUGAACAGAGCACACUCCUUUCCAACACUUAGAAUGGACCUCAGGAUUCCUGCAUCUAACCAUUCUCCUCCUAUAGCCAAUAAAACUGGGAAACCCACUGGCAAAGACUGUGAAGAUGUGCUUGCAAUGGUCCUGUCCAGCUCAGGUUGGUCAUAUAGUCCUAGAAGGGAACAGCUAUAGGUGCUCCAUCAGCUGAACUGGCAGGUGUCUGUAAGGGAGCUGAAAGUUCCAACCCUACUGAUACAUCAUGUGGCCAUCAGUAUGAAACUACCUGAUUAAAGUCUGUGUUUUUUAAA